AAGAUCUGUAUUCAUUCACUACACCAGAAUUCCGCGCGAGAAGAGUGGAAAGUCUUCCUAAACCGCUUAACACACACACACACACGCACAUUCACGCAUACAGACCGCAGAAAUUCUCAAUUAUCAUCAAAUCCAAUUCGAUCGACCACCAUCACCCGACUCAAUACCAUAUAAAACAUAUUCAAAAAUAUGUCUAGACCAGGUGUACCAGCCAAUAUCGCCAAUGUGUCCGCACCUGUUGCAGGUAGCGUAAAGAUGUUCGGUAAAUGGGAUGCAAGUGAAGUGGAAGUAAAGGAUAUCUCUUUGACCGAUUACAUUGCUUUGCGUAAUGCCGUUUACGUUCCACACACCGCUGGUCGUUACGCCAACAAGUCCUUCAAGAAGGCUACAAUGCCAAUUGUUGAACGUUUGGUCAACUGGUAAGUGUCAAUGAAGGGGAAGAUGAGGUGAAAGAGGAUGCAGUGAGAAUGGAGAAUACGAUAUCGACAGCGUAAUUUGUGGGUGGGAUAUGAGGUGCGAC
Molecule: messenger RNA, 520 nt
Organism: Meira miltonrushii
Lineage: Eukaryota; Fungi; Basidiomycota; Exobasidiomycetes; Exobasidiales; Brachybasidiaceae
Exons: 1
Coding region: 190-423 (77 amino acids)
Biological process (GO): translation; ribosomal small subunit assembly
Cellular component (GO): cytosolic small ribosomal subunit; ribosome
Molecular function (GO): mRNA binding; structural constituent of ribosome; rRNA binding
Source: RefSeq, a predicted model, not a curated record